CCAGCAGAGCGAAGAGCAUGUUCUAGAGCAAAGGAAGCUGAGAGGCAAGGCAACACACUCCUUUCCUCCUCUGACAUCUGGCCGCUGUGUUGCCAAGCAUGCUGCUCUCCUUGCUCCUUUACGCAGGGAUUGUGAGCGGAUUCCGCCCCAACCAUGAAUCAGGGGAGAUCUCUUCAAGUGACUUCACAGACACUGACAUCACGGAAUUGGGGGCGCUGCGGGCCGUAGCCUGGUACCUGGAAAGGAACCCCCUUCCUGGAAGACCUGCCCUGACUCCUGGAGAGCUGGAAAACAUGAAUCCAUUGAAUGCAACCGGGCUCUUCAAGGCCUAUUACAAAGCUGAUGUCUCUCCCAGCCGAUUCCUAAAAGCCAUCCAGGAAAUUGUCACUGGAAAUAAUCUAGUGGAAUCAUCUAAAGGCAACAGCGACUACUACUUCUACUGUGAACAGUUCAGCAAAAGUAUUAACCUAAUUCGAAUUCUGGAUGACUCCAUGCUUUCCGGUCUGAAAGGGGAGGUGAACCCCACUGCUUUGGAAGCAGCUCGCCUGAGUGCUGGAAGAGCCCUUCACGUGGUUCAGAAAUUCUACAGCAACACCAACUGGGUCGAAAUGGAAAAGACCAGCCCUUACGAAUACUUGUUAAAUCAAAGUAGUCCUGUCAUUCCCACUGCACCAGUUUCGAAGAGGACAUGUGACAACUGUAAAAGGAUAUCAAGGACCCUGUUCCAGUGUGAGGACAACCUCCUGGUGAAAGACAUGCUUACAAGUGGAUAUAAAGCAUCACUUUCCUGCAAGAAGAAGCUACCAGGCAAAUGUGGACAUGGAGGGAAAUAUGAUGUGACUCAAACGUUCCCUAUCACGGGUGGCAUCAAUAAGGAGACGUCUAAUCCCGAACUUUCGCCACACUAUCGCCUGCAUCAGAGAGCAGCAGAAUUAGCCAUCGAAGCAACCAAGAGCUUUUUUGUGGGAGAUGGUUUCGGCCUCUUAAGUAAAGUGGGAGACAUUACUUUUAAGAAGUUUUUCAACCUGGAUGGUUAUUCCCUCACCUUUGUGGUGGACACUACCGGCAGCAUGUCAGAUGAUAUCAGUCAAGUCAAAACCAAAUGCAUCGAACUCCUUCGUACUUAUUCUGGCUCACCGGAUGCACCUUUUAAUUACAUUCUUGUGCCAUUUAAUGACCCUGAGGUUGGACCCAUCAUUAAGACCCAAAGUGUGGACGAAUUGGAAUCAGCAAUCUCUCGCCUGACUGCUACAGGGGGUGGCGAUUGCCCAGAAAUGUCCAUGACUGGCUUGAAACUGGCUUUGCAACAGAGCAUGCCAAGAUCCAAGAUUUUUGUCUUCACUGAUGCGGGAGCCAAAGACGAGUCCCUGAAGGGAGAAGUGCAAAUUCUGAUUGAUUCUUCUAAGUCCAUAGUGAAUUAUCUCCUCACAGGCUAUUGUGCCAGCAGGAAACGCAGAAGUAAGUCAAUCCCCGUGAAGAAAAUAUUCUGAUGUUUUCUCAG
Notechis scutatus (mainland tiger snake) is the source of this 1501-nucleotide messenger RNA. The record is from RefSeq and is a predicted model, not a curated record. NCBI's taxonomy places the organism in Eukaryota, Metazoa, Chordata, Lepidosauria, Squamata, Elapidae.